UUCUUUAGCGUGUUGUCCGCCAUCUUCAUCGUUUGCGUGUGAUUUCGUCUCGAGGAAAAAAAUCGAAAAAGUUGAAAUAAACUCGCGUCUCCGGUGAAUAUUCAGCUGAUUUCUGAAUCUCUAACCUUCAGCCGAAAAACUGAGCUACUUGUGAAUCCUGCAAGCAUGGAGCAAACGUGCACCACCACCAUGAAGACGACGUCUUUUUCACAUGUGUGGAUAGUACAGAACUACUCCAGUAUCGCACCCAACAUGCCGCUGCGUUCGAUGGAGUUCACCAGCGUGUCACCGCAAUCCCGUCAACCGGUGUCCUGGUACUACAUGCUUGAGUUCCUUAAAGAUUUCUAUACAAAAAAGACACGCAAUCAGCAAAAUUGCCAGCCCCAAGACAACUAUUACAACAGUUCCCUGAACAACAAAGCCAAUGUUUUGGCGAUUGAGGCGUUCACCGGUUCAACCUACAUUUCCCGAUCCAGACUGCAUGCGAAUAUCGCUCUACAGAUCUAUGUCGGAAGUAAAUACUCUAUUUCUGGAAUUUUUGAAGCCGAUUCUGAGAUCGGGGAAUGCAUCCAGAUCGAUCGGCCCACUGUCCAAUCCAAUUGCGUUAAAAACGACACACUUACGCUGACUUUCCACUGUACCCUUUAUGAAGAAAUCCUUAAAGGAGAUCCACGGCAACAGGCGCAAGCUCAACAGAUCCCCGACUCUCUGCUUGUGAGUCACCUCGAUGAACUCUUCACCAAAAAUAAGUUCAGCGACGUGACGAUGAUCAUUGGCAAAAGCAAUUCCGUGCCCAUAAGGCCAUCCUGGCCGUUCGCAGCCCGGUUUUUGCCGCCAUGUUCGAGCACGACAUGCAGGAGUCGAAGGAGAACACGGUCAAGAUCACGGACAUACGCGCGGAGGUGUUCCAGGAGGUGCUGCGCUUCAUCUACACCGGUAAGGUGCAGGACAUGGACCAACUGGCCCGCGCCCUUUUGAUUGCUGCCGACAAGUACUCGCUGGACACGCUGAAAUCCAAGUGCAGCGAACAUCUCGGUUCCAGGCUGUCGGUGGCGACGGCAACGGCCACGCUGGAACUGGCGGAUAAGUACAAUGCGGGCGCGUUGAAGCAGCAAGCCAUCAAGUUCAUCUCGAAGCACGUGAAGCAGCUGAACCCGGCCGACUGGAAGGAGGUUCUGACCAACAACUUUGACGUGGCCGCCGAGAUCAUUGCCCAGAUGGUGAAGGAGAAGUGAGGGGGCGGACUUUUGUUGGGUUUUCGUUUUUUCCUUUUUUGUUUUAACUUGACGACAUCUUGAAUUUUUAAGUGCGAUAAAAGCUGACUCUUUUGAAUUACUUCAGCCAACUAGAUUGUAAGACCUAGGGUAGGGAACGUCGCGAAGCGUCGAAAAGCUGAUUCCAUCAAUAAACGUUCAAUCGCUCAAUCUGUGAGAGCAACUGCA
Molecule: messenger RNA, 1442 nt
Organism: Culex quinquefasciatus (southern house mosquito)
Lineage: Eukaryota; Metazoa; Arthropoda; Insecta; Diptera; Culicidae
Product: speckle-type POZ protein
Exons: 2
Coding region: 837-1235 (132 amino acids)
Biological process (GO): proteasome-mediated ubiquitin-dependent protein catabolic process; regulation of proteolysis
Cellular component (GO): nucleus; cytoplasm
Molecular function (GO): ubiquitin protein ligase binding
Source: RefSeq, a predicted model, not a curated record